Linderina pennispora is the source of this 1171-nucleotide messenger RNA. RefSeq lists its product as uncharacterized. Gene Ontology annotation, cellular component: spindle microtubule; DASH complex. NCBI's taxonomy places the organism in Eukaryota, Fungi, Kickxellomycota, Kickxellomycetes, Kickxellales, Kickxellaceae. Gene Ontology annotation, biological process: attachment of spindle microtubules to kinetochore. The record is from RefSeq and is a predicted model, not a curated record. The transcript has a single exon. Bases 58 to 1140 code for a protein of 360 amino acids.
GCACGCCCUUUUCUCAUUUUCCUUUACAUUUUUAUUAGUUUCCUCUCUUCUUUCGUAAUGUCGUAUUUGGAUUCGCUGGACCAGUGCGUGGCAACGCUUGAAACGUGCAACAACAACCUCGCAGCGGCCACAACUGCGCUGGGCUCGCUGACACGCACGUUCCCGCGGGUCUCCCGGGUAAUUCGGUGCGAAACGAAGUACGAGCUCACGACCGCCAGCGACAUCGGCAAGGCGCAAAGCCUUAUUUCCAAGGAGGCCGUGCCGUUCCUGUUCCGGCAGGUUGACCAACUCGAGUCAGCAGUCGAGGUGAUCCGGGCAACGCAUGAGGCCCAGCAAGCCAAAGUUGAGCAGCAAAAGAGCGAAUACCAGCAGCUGGUGGAGGACGAGGCGACGAUGGUCGAGCUGCAAAAGGUGAUCAAGGACGAGCAGUCGGCGCUGUCCGACGCGCAGGCAAAUCUUUUGAAUUUGAAAAGCACAGUGGCAGCUAAGGAGCGCGAGCUGGCAGAGCACCAGCGCACGCGGUCUGGCAUCAAAGAGGACAGCGAGAUACUGGAGGAGUCGGCCAUGGUGGAUGCUGAGAUUAUCCGGAUGCGGCGUACCAUUGCUGAUAUUGAUGAGGAGAUGGCCGGGAUCCCGAUCGGUGACCAGCUCGAGGAUACAAAGGACCAGGCAUCCAAGUACAUGGUGCUGGAUAACCUGCGCACGCAGCUCCUGCAGUGCACUGAGGACAUGAUGGUUGACAGCAAGGUGGCAGAGUUCAUGCAGGGCGCAAAUGCCACGUUGCAGCUGCUUGAGAACCGCGUGUUUGUGCCAUGGUGGGACCGGAGCAGCAGCAUGCAGAGCCAGAGGCAAAAGUACGUGGGCAGCCUGUUCAGGUACUUCUUCCGUGACUAUGGCAAUACCAUGCAAGCGAUAUUGGACACCCUGCUCGACCACCAGAGUAUGACUGUGGAGGAGCUGAAGCGAGAGCUCAUGUCGGUGGGGCAUUCGACAGAGGAGCUGCCGAUGCUUCUCAGGAGGCUCAGCCAUAUCCAGGCAGUGACGACGGAGACCAAGACCGAGAAUGGCCAAAAGAUCACAUACGUGCGCUUGGACUUCAGCAGCUUCGAGGAUGCGGAACCGCCUCAGCAGGAGCAGUGAUGCAGGGCCAGUGGAGCAUGUACAUGUAUAG